AUGGCCACCAUAUCAGGUUUCGUGCCGCACAAUCGCCCUGUGAAGCCACGCAAAUCCAAGCUUCUAAAGAAGGCUGUGUCUGCCGCCGCCGAUGGCGAGACCGCCGCGGCAGUGGAACCCAAGAACGAGGUGUCAGCGCCUGGGCGGCCUUGCCCUCUGGCUCGACUACCGGGAGAGAUCCGAAGAAUGAUAUUCUCGUCUCUGGACUAUCAUUCACUCAUCCGCUUAUCAACAACCAGCCGGUUCUUCCAUCGGACAGUCGUCCCCCGAACCCUCGCCGACCCAUUAGAGAUGCUGCAGUUCGUCCUGAGAGCAGCUAAUUUCCCACAACACUGGCCCAAGGAGAAAGGCUCCAACCCCCACCCCGGAAACUUCGAGUGCUAUAUCUGCUUCCGGAUCCGAUCACCAGACCUCUUCGACGCGAACCAGCUCCAGCAAGCAAUCAUUGACGACCAAGGAUAUGUGAUUAGAGGAAAUGUAUCACCGGAUACCAAGGUCGUGGGGGUGUCCCUCCGUCGGUUCUGUAUCGAGUGCGGUCUGCUCGCCGGGCUCCACGCCCCCUCAGACUCCUUGACUACCAAGACUGGGGUCGAAUUUUGGGUCUGUAAGUGUCGGAAGCUGUGGCCAAGGCCUGCUGUUCUGAUGUGUCCCGUGUGCUGCGACACAUGCCCUUUCCGCCUUCGCAAACAUGGCAUUCUCGCACCCAAGGUGCCCGAGGCGGCGGCACUCGCUUAG
This is a messenger RNA of Clonostachys solani, 735 nucleotides long. The record is from the annotation of a GenBank genome assembly. NCBI's taxonomy places the organism in Eukaryota, Fungi, Ascomycota, Sordariomycetes, Hypocreales, Bionectriaceae.